Messenger RNA from Cherax quadricarinatus, 2157 nucleotides. Its product is annotated as UDP-glycosyltransferase UGT5. The record is from RefSeq and is a predicted model, not a curated record. Gene Ontology annotation, molecular function: UDP-glycosyltransferase activity. NCBI's taxonomy places the organism in Eukaryota, Metazoa, Arthropoda, Malacostraca, Decapoda, Parastacidae.
CCACACCAACACAGUGUAUUAAAGUACCUCCAGUGUACUGAGUGUUCCACACCAACACAGUGUAUUAGUACCUCCAGUGUACUGAGUGUUUCUCUCAAAUACGAUGAAUCUGGGGAUUCUUUGUGCGUUGUUGAUGGCUGCUGUGGCGAGUGCUGAGGGCACGUUGUCUCCUCCUGAGAAGUCCUAUAAGAUCCUUAUGCUUUUCCCAGUGGGAUCCAGGAGCCACAAAAACAUCUUCAUGGCACUGGCUGAGGCACUGGCACAGCGUGGACACAAGAUAGUGAUGCUGUCCAAUCACCCGAAGACAUCCAAACAUGCCAACAUUCACGAGGUCACACACGGCCUUCCACACAUGAGUCAGGACAAUGUAAACAUGUUCGACUACCGCAAGGAUCGUAGUGGCCCAUUUAAGCACUUAAAGGUUGCUCUGCCAGCCAUUGCUAGAGACUUGUACAAAGUUCCCGUCGUGAAGGAGAUCUAUGAGAGAAGGAAAGAAUUUGAUCUCAUAGUGAUAAACCAUAUGUUUAAUGAGGUUGCGUAUCCUUUCCUGCAUGAAGUUCCUUUCAUCACACUGGCUACUCCAGGGAUGGACCCGCGACAGAGUGCCAUCCUGGGCAACGUUCUUAACCCUGCUUACGUCCCUAUGCAUUUCGACUUCCCAAAACCCAUGAGCGUAUGGCAUCGCCUCCUCAACUUCUUAGAUCAUAGUGUGAUGUCGUUUUACUGGCGGAAAUGGGCGAUCGUCCCACUCAUACAGAAGGAGAUCUCAGCUCAGUUCCCGAAGCUGCCGCCGUUAUUGCAGCUGGAGAGAAACUUGAGCCUAACACUACUCAACACCCACUUCUCUAUUAGUAUGCCGCUGCCUCUUCUGCCCUCUCAGGUGGAAGUGGGCUCCAUGCACUGUCGCCCCGGCAACCCCUUGCCUCAGGAGCUGGAAACAUGGAUCACGGGCGCAGGAUCAUCUGGCGUCAUAUACUUCACUCUGGGUUCUAUGACUCGCAGCACAUCAAUGCCAGUUCAGUAUCGAGACUUGUUCAUCAAGGCCUUCCGCAGGCUGCCUCAACGAGUCAUAUGGAAGUACGAGGGAGAGUUGGAGGACAUUCCUGACAACGUGAUGAUCAGCAAGUGGCUUCCCCAACAAGACAUUCUUGCUCACGACAACGUGAAGUUAUUCAUCACGCACGGUGGUAUUGUCAGCAUGCAAGAGUCCUUAUACCACGCUACACCUCUUCUCGUUCUGCCCAUCUCCGCCGACCAACCCAAGAACGGCAUGUUUGUCAGGAACUCAGGACUGGGAGACACUUUAAUUUGGGAGGAACUGACUGAGGAUGUUAUCGUCAACACUCUCACCAAGAUUAUCAGUGACCCUAAAUACAAAGAGAAAGCUACGAGGAUGUCGGUGGGUGUCAGGGAUCAAGUAACACCGCCCAGGGAGUUGGCAGUGUUCUGGACGGAGUAUGUCAUUCGUCACCGUGGAGCCACCCAGCUCAGGUCUCCGGCUGCUCAACUCUCCUGGGUGGAGUUCCUCAUGCUGGAUCUCCUCUUCCUAUUUCACAUCACUUUCUUCAUUCUUUUCUACUUCCUGCGUCGCAUCUUCAGAGUGGUUAAUGUUAAAAUCUUCCGUAGAGACGGCAAGUCAAAGAAGAAGAACGAUUAGACUGUCUUCUUUGUAUCUAAAAAUAUUAAGAAUGUUUUUCUAGUAUCUAAAUGAGUUAAAAAUGCAUAAGUCUGUAUAGCCCUUGUGGCUUAGCGCUUCUUUUUGAUUAUAUUAAUAAUAAUAAUAGUUUUCGUAUAACUACUGGAAAUAGCUUACUAGUAUCUAGAAGUUAGAAUCUUCCAAAGGCUUCAUUAAAGCUAGACGAACUGAGAUUGACUUCUUAGUAGCUGGAAGAAUUAGAAUUUUUUUAUAGGAUUAGAAACAACAUUCUAUUAACUAGCUGAUGAAAGAAUUCAAAGAAGCAUAAACUGUAAAUAUUUGGAAUUUAUAUCAAAAACAUUUGUAAACCUUCAGAAAUAUUAGGAUGGCCAUUGCCGAUGAUUUUAUGUACAAUUAAAGAUAGGAUGUCAGAAAAUAUAGAAUUGGUGAUUAAAAACUUUUUAUUAGUUAAUAACAGUCUUCAGAUAUAUGUACUAAUAAAGGUUAAACCAAUGAGUUUA